CCGUGAGGUCAUAGCCACCGUCUACAGCGCCUGCUGCGUCACAUGUACCUGCAAUAGCCAAACACUGUGCCCAGCACCUGAGCUCACAUGUCGUUCGGGGGCGAUCGGGCCAUUACCUGCAACCAUGGAGCUAGGCAAGGAAGUCCUGAUGCAGUUGAUGGACAGGCGAACAAUAAACAAACGCACAAAUAAAGGCUUCUGACCUAUGUGUAUGUGUACGCUGAAUCGGUGAACCCGACGGCACUGUAACUGUGAACCCGCCGAAGUAUGCGACACUGGGUUGAGCUUUUCCAAAAUCGGUGGCAAUUUGUCCGUGGCAUCACAAUGGAAGAUGGAGUUGGCUGCAAUCGUCUUUCCGGUACUCCUCCCAGGACCAGGGCGUUUGGUGUACAGAGUGAGCUAAGGAAGAGUGUCGAGGGAAAUUACAAGGAAGCAGUGAAGAAAUUGAACAGCCUACAGAGCAAUCCAUCCGCCUUAGCAAAGGCCAGAAAUAAUGAAACGAUUGAAGGAAACGCCAAAAAGAUGGAGGGAUUUAUCCAAAGGGCUGGUAUGAAGGUUGAGCAGCUGGAUGACCUGUCCAUUAUCCAUGUUAGUGGUACCAAGGGGAAGGGGUCAGUUUGCGCUCUCUGCGAGAGCAUGCUGAGGGCUAGCGGCUUCAAGACGGGCUUCUUCAGUUCACCUCACCUGGUGGAGGUUCGGGAACGAUUCCGUAUCAAUGGCAAACCUUUGCCCCAGGAGGCCUUCACCGAGUACUUCACCACCAUCUUUGACCGCUUGGAGGAGACUAAGACAUCCCACGGUGCUGAGAUGCCGGCUUACUUCUGGUUUCUCACCGUCCUAGCCUUUCAUGUUUUCCUCGAGGAAAAGGUUGAUGUCGCUGUUGUUGAAGUUGGUAUCGGUGGAUUCUUUGACUGCACAAAUGUUAUUAGGAAACCAGUUGCAGUUGGUAUAGCACUGCUAGAUUUCGAUCACGUAAAGAGACUAGGAGAUACAAUUGAAAAGAUAGCUUGGCACAAAGCAGGUAUUUCUAAGCCCUGUCGACCAGUUUUCACUGUGCCUCAGCCAAUGGGAGCUAUGAAGGUUGUCAUGGAAACAGUGAUAGAAUGUGGGGCAUCAUCCAUAGAGUGCGCCCCCAAUUUUGAGAGCUAUGACUUCAGUGGCGUUCCGCUCAGACUUGGCUUGACUGGAAAGCAUCAACACACAAAUGCAUCGCUGGCCUUGCAGCUAUGCAAAACCUGGAUAGAGAACUAUCGGAAGGAAACUAGAAAUAAACACAAAAAUGCAUCCGACUUCCAACUUGUAAACGAUUCCAAAUGGGCCGUGUCUUCAGCAGCUGAUGUUGGCAUGGCAACUGCUAAGCCUUUUGUUGUGCCUCGGUACUUCAUGAAAGGCUUGGAAGAGUGUUACUGGCCGGGUCGUAAUCAGAGGAUCAAACACGAGAACGUAACCUGCUAUAUUGACGGUUCCCACACACCACAGAGUAUCCAGGCAUGUCGCAACUGGUUUAUGGAAGCGGCCAAAGAGGAACACUGUAUGCUUGAUAGGCCAAUCAAACGCAUCCUGAUAUUCAACACUCGGUCACAACGCAACGAGUACAAUUUACUUAGGCCACUAAUAGGCUGCCGUUUCGAUGGUGCUGCGUUUUGCCCAAAUAUCACUGGAGACGCUGCCUCAGGAAAGUCUGCUGAUCUAACAGACUUAUCAGUCAGCACAGACGAGCAGUUGGUUCGUUGCCAGCGCUACCGGGCUGCCUUCGAAAAACUGACCGACGAAGAGACCCAGGCUGGCCUCUCGCUGACCGCUCAAAACGAGUCGGUCGACUCGCACAAUUGCCUGUGGGAGGAUCGCAAGACGACUGCUAAAGAGUCAAGCGUUGCCGACGUCAAAGAAACAUACGCCGGGCACUUCCAGCGGACAGUGACGGAGGUAUUGCCCACCAUGUCAGAUGCUCUCAGGUGGGCGUCAGCGUGGGCUGAUCAAGAGAAAGACGCGGUGGAACCCACGGGAGAUGAGCCGACACGUACACCACGACAAAAGCCACACAUCCAGGUGCUGAUUACAGGAACCAUGCAUUUGGCCGGGGUGGCAAUUGAAGCUAUAGAUCCCGAAUUGAUCUACAGACCAGGAAGCUAGGAGUGAACGACUGAUGUCGUACUUUUCACCCUUUUGUUAUUCAGAGUGACCUCAAAAGAAUUAUAAUUGGGGAAAUGAAUUCGUAGCCUUCUCUGAACAGUCCUCACAUUGAAUGGAAUUAGGUGUGUUGUUGUUAGCGAAUAUAAUGCAUUUGGUAAACCUGGGCGUGUUCUGCAGCGCAAAAUUAAAGUUUGUCAUUCCUGCGGCAUACGGCUACAAGCGUUGGAUUGUCAACAGUCUUUCCGCUUCCUAAAUAUAUCUUUUCCUCGCUGUUAUCCCGUGCUCAUGCAGCGUAACGGAGGAAUCCAAUUGAGGACAAAACGUGUGGAAACAUUCACGUCAAACGUUUGUGUCAAUACGGAGGAGUGAUUGUCGACUUAAAACACUUUUGUCAGUGGGGUGACGUUUUCAGUGUGUUCGCUGCCCCCACCACUAUUUACUGCUGUGAGCAGUUCAUGCUGGUGAGAAAUAGCGUGCCUUCCAAAGAGUUUCUGCAGCUACCUACACUGUAAAAGGGUUGGUCAAUUUUGGGUUGAUAUUUUGCCCAAUGUUGGUAAAAAUAUCAACUUAGCAACCUUUGGGC
This is a messenger RNA of Acanthaster planci (crown-of-thorns starfish), 2716 nucleotides long. RefSeq names its product folylpolyglutamate synthase, mitochondrial-like. Gene Ontology annotation, cellular component: cytosol; mitochondrion; cytoplasm. Gene Ontology annotation, molecular function: tetrahydrofolylpolyglutamate synthase activity; ATP binding. Lineage: Eukaryota; Metazoa; Echinodermata; Asteroidea; Valvatida; Acanthasteridae. Gene Ontology annotation, biological process: tetrahydrofolylpolyglutamate biosynthetic process. The record is from RefSeq and is a predicted model, not a curated record.